CUUCGCACAUCCGUUCUCGUCCCGAGCACCUAACUUCUGCCCGUCGUCUACUGUGAAAGAUGUCGGCGAACACUCUACCUUUGCACACUGCGCAUCAGCAUGCUGCUAAUGCUGAAGACUUUCUUGGCCAAGGUCUAUUCAUACCAGCAGCGGAAGAGCACUUUAAAGCAGCAGAAGCCUUCCUGACCUGUGUCGAGAAGUCUGACAAUGACAAUACCAAGCGCACUCUUCGGAUGCUCCAUAACGACCACCUAAAAGCUGGGAAGGACCUUGAACGACGCAUUGCCCAACUGAGGGAGGAAAAACAGGAUCCAUCCCUACCUCAGAAACUAUCCCCUCUAAGCAAAGCGCAACCACGCAGCGCAAUGCCGUUAGGUUCCACACCUUCUACAUCGCAACUGAACCAUGCCACACCAAUCCAUGCGUCCACUCGCAUGGGAGAGUCACAUAAUAAUGUCGAUGAGUCGUUUAUGAUGCUGGGGCAGCAGUCAGAUCCCGGCGAUGCGUUCAACAACUUUUGGCGAACUAUGGAGGGAAUGCUGGACAACUUAUCCCAGCCUGUUGCCUUCGCUACAGCGCCGCUCGGAACUGAGCCUCAUGCCCCAUGUCGUGAAGAGAGCGCCAGCAGUGACACGGAUGGUGAGGCGCUCCCAAACCGUCUCCCAUGGAAAGUUCCAAGGAACUCCAAACCUCGAACAAGUAAAGCAAUCAACUCAGGCUAUGCUUUGGGUGCUCACGCUGAGACAGCGUGGCAAGAACACGGACGAUCUCACGAGGGAACAGACGACGAAGACGUUUUCGCAGACGACGGCAAUGAAUCAUCAGAGUCCUUCUGUUUGAUCCCUUCUGGCUCCGAGGCCUCAUCCUCCCUGAAGGCAGAGAAUAUUGCGCUCAAGAGGGAACUGGAAGCCGUGCGAAAGCGACUUGAUGUAGCGAGCCGUGUAAUUCAGCUGCGCAAGGAUCAAGAUCAGCAGCUCCGAGACAGCAUCGUAUUGGCCCGAAAUCAGGCACAACGUGCCAUGGGGGCGUCUUUGAUGUUGUCGAGACCAACGCCCGGCCCUCCGGCAGAUCUAAGUGCCCUGAAUCUUAACUUAACUACUAUCCCGACGCCGAUAACGCCGGGCAAUGCCGGACGUGAUCGCGAGGCACAGCUCCUUCGGCGGAUCCGUGAACUCGAGGAAGAAGUCAGAGCGGUUCGCACGGAGAAUGAGAAGCAGAAAGUGAUGAUUGCGCGUUUCCGCGAGAAAUGGGAAAAACUCAAGGAAUCUGCGAAGCGCAAGAAAGAUGCCAAAGCAGCGUCGGAGGCACCCAGAAUGGCAGUCCGUGAUCGCAUAGACGAAGAGCCCGAGGCUGAGCAACAGCUCGAUGAAGCGUUCAACGCGAGAUAGGUGAUACAAGACCGCUUUGUGUACGUGUUAGCGAACUCACCAUCUGUAUACUGCAACGAACCUGUAACGCUGCACUGGCGAUGCAAUUCUUGCUAUGCUGCGGAUGAUUGCGGCCCUGCCUCAUGACACUAAAGAAAAUGAUCUUUGUUUUCAAGUCUUGGAUAAAGACCUGAGCAAGUGACAACUUGCAGAAGUAAUAUGAUAAGCGCCACCAGGCGCCCGACACGGUGGCGGUUGCAGCAGUGUCACAAAAUUAGAGUACUUUGGUGAAGGAUGUACCAUGCUUCAAUCUAUUUUACAACAUUACACCACAUUUUAUGUCAUACCGCGUUCAAGAUAACAGAUCGAGUUCGCUUGGGUGGUG
This is a messenger RNA of Coniophora puteana RWD-64-598 SS2, 1752 nucleotides long. RefSeq lists its product as uncharacterized. The record is from RefSeq and is a predicted model, not a curated record. NCBI's taxonomy places the organism in Eukaryota, Fungi, Basidiomycota, Agaricomycetes, Boletales, Coniophoraceae. The transcript has 8 exons. Bases 60 to 1388 code for a protein of 442 amino acids.